Molecule: messenger RNA, 2559 nt
Organism: Symbiodinium natans
Lineage: Eukaryota; Dinophyceae; Suessiales; Symbiodiniaceae
Source: the annotation of a GenBank genome assembly
AUGUGCGUGCUUCACAGAUUUCGCCACGCAGCUGCGCUUCAAACUGUGCUUUUUGCCCACUUGGACUUCGUUAAAGGGUGCUGGGUGGAUUCCUUGUGCCUCCUGGACUUUCUUCGCCAAGACGCCACCGACACGAUCACGUUCAACGCCGCCAUCAGCGCAUGCGAGAAGCGCGGGGGCUGGGCACGGGCGAUGGCGCUCCUUGCGUCCAUGGGACUUCAAGGAUGCCAGCCCAUCGGCAUCUCCUACAACGCCGCGGCCAGCGCGGGAGAAAAGGCUCAGGCGUGGGAGAUCUCUGCGAACUUGCUGCAGGCCUUGGGACGUGGUCCUCUCAGCUACGACGUCAUCGCCUUCAACGCGGUGAUCAGUGCCUGCGAGCGCCAGGGACUGUGGGAGCCUGCCUUGCAGCUGCUGGGCGAGCUGCGGGUUGCCACCCUGCAAGGCACCGUGGUUACAUAUUCCGCUUGCGAAAGCGUUUGUGAGAAGGCUCUGCGUUGGCAGGAGACGCUCUGCUUGCUGUCCGUACUGCGCGCCAGCAAGGCAGCUGGCAAUGCUGUUGCCUUCAACUCCGCCAUCACGGCGUGCGAUCGCGGCUGCUUGUGGGAGGAAGUGCUGCGCCUCUAUUGGGAGCUCCAGCUGGCCCAGCUUCCGGUACCGCUGUGUCUUGUCUGCUUCGCUUCGUCGUGGCCCUGCUCCGGCACCUGCUUUGCUGGCGGCAACACAGAGUGCUGGAGUGAGGCGGCUCGCCGAAUUGGAGCUCUGAUCUCGACAAGUUUAACCUUGAUGGCCGCGACGCUGGAACAUUUCGAAGGCCUUGAGUUUGACGAUUGUAUCCUGGUGAACUUCUUCUUGGACUCCCUCUACAGAGAUUCGGAAACACGAGCAGGGGCUAAAGGGGAAAGCGAAGGAGAAGGGGCCCAAGGAGUUCUGGGUCAAGAUGGCACACAACCUACUCCGACCGUGGCUGUGAACAAGGCCAGGAUCUGUGAGGCCUACCUCAAGGAGGGGACGCUGCCUUUGUCUGGACAUGUCGACAGCGGCUGCGGUCACCUCGGACGCCACAUCGAGGGUGGAAACAAGCGAAGGCAGGUGGGUCUUGUUGGGGACGCUGCUUUGUUGGUCGAGCCUGCCUGGAAUUCACACCCUACCCCGAACUGGAAACACAAAGACCUGUCGUUGGAGAAUCCUUCUGUGAAAGUGGCACCGACGCAUACCGAAGCCAUAGAGUGCAGGGCCGGUCCGAUGCGCGAGCCGACGCUGGUGGAUGUAAGCAAGGCGAUCAAUGCCUGCGGCAGGACUCUUGGCUUCGUCAUGGCCGUCUUGAUGAAGGCGCAGUGGGAGAGGGCAAUGUGGCUGCUGGGGGAGCUGUCACAUUGGCAGCUGGAGGCCCACAUCAUUGCCUCGACCGCCGCUUUGAGCGCCUGCGAGCGGCGCGAGCAGUGGGAGCAAGCGUCGGCACUGCUGGCCGAGAUGCCUGAGAAGGAUUCCAUCGCCUUCGGCGCUGGCAUCAGUGCCUGCGGGAAAGGCGCUUGCUGGCCCUUGGCGAUGCUACUCCUCUGGCAGCUUCACGCACAACAGGUCGAGAAACAAGUCAGCGCUUGCAACGCAACGAUCACGGCCUGCGAGAAGGGAAGGCUUCGUUGGGCUGAGGCCUUGAGCCUCCACAACAUCCUGCAGCAGUGGGCGCUCACGCCGAACGUGAUCACAUGCAGCGCCUCUGUCAGUGCCUGUGAGAAGGGUGGCCGAUGGAGCCAGGCUCUCGGCUUCGUGCACGAGAUGUUCGAACAAGGAGUGCAGGGCAACAUCAUCACCUACAGCUCUGCCAUCAGCGCCUGCGAGACUGCAGGCGGCUGGCAGCACGCGCUGGCCCUCUUCGAAGAAGCAGCUGAGGAGUUGGAAACCAAUAUUGUUGCGUACAACGUCACCAUCAGCGCCUGCGAGAAAGGCAGCCUUUGGCAGGAGGCACUGCAGUUGUUUCAGGAAGCCCAGCAGCAGCAUCUUCGAACCAAUGUGAUCAGCUAUGGGGCGGUCAUCAGUGCAUGUGAGAAGGGUGAGGAAUGGGAACUGGCUCUGGCUCUGCUGGCUGAACUUGAUGCCAGGAAGCUGGAGAGAAAUCUGAUCACCUGCAAUGCGGCCAUCAGUGCCUGUGAGAAGGGCAGUGAAUGGCUCCGAGCCCUGACGCUGCUGGACGAAGUGCAGUCUCAACUUCAGGCAGAUGUCAUCUCCUUUGCCGCGGCCACCAGUGCCUGUGAGAAGGCUUCCGCCUGGGCCUGGGCCCUGGAGCUGUUCGCCCGCCUGGGACGCGGCAGGCUGCGCCCGAAUGUUGUGGCUCACAAUGCGGUCAUGGCUGCCUGCGAGCGUGCUGGGCGUUGGGAGGAGGCUUUGCUGAUGUUUCUACACUUGCGGCAGCAGCGGCUGCAAGGAUCUGUGAUCACCCUCGCUGCCUCUACAGCCGCCUCUGCCCUAGGCCACCAGGCUGGCCUCACGGCCCUCAGCCUCGCGGGCCUUCAAGAGGCAGCAGCGCAGGCCCUCCGGCGACGCUUCGUGGAGGGAGCCUGA